This is a messenger RNA of Annulohypoxylon maeteangense, 2159 nucleotides long. Its product is annotated as ankyrin. Lineage: Eukaryota; Fungi; Ascomycota; Sordariomycetes; Xylariales; Hypoxylaceae. The transcript has 4 exons. Gene Ontology annotation, molecular function: protein binding. The record is from RefSeq and is a predicted model, not a curated record. The coding region runs from base 155 to 2032 and encodes 625 amino acids.
CACAGAGGGAGGCGAGUUAAAUGUCACAUCAAUUCGACUCCAUCUCAAAACUGGAUUACUCAUUGUUCGACCUUUCGACCUUACAUUCUUGAGAUUGGCGAAACUUACGAGCUAGAAUUAUGCCAUUUUGUCAUCUUAUGAAGCCUCUUUAAUUAUGGCCGACCCUCUAUCUAUAAUCGCUAGCGUCACAGGCGUUGUCACCUUUGCGGCAUCUACAGCAAGAUCGCUCAUUUCGCUCAUUCAAGAGGUCGCCGAUGCCCCAGAAGAGAUAUCGCAUAUCCGUCGCGAUGUACAGAAUCUAUCCGUAGUACUUGGGUCCAUCCAAGAUAUAUGGGCGAGAUAUGAUCUGAAAUCAGAAGAUCUUGCGCUGGUGGCCAGUUUGACGGAAUACCUCAGCUUAUGUCAGGACAGUAUGCAAUCCAUCCGAGUGCUUCUGCUGCCUUUGGCUGCAAAGGGGAGUGGCAGGAGGAGUCCGUUGAGGAUGGUUGGGUGGGUCAUGAAGAAGGGUGAAAUAAAAGCAUUGAGGGAGAGGUUACAAGAGGGCAAAGCAAGUUUGAAUAUCACCAUUUUAACACUGAACGGUGUUCUUGAGGGGAAAGGCCAGGAUGAGAUCAAAAGCGACGUGAACAAGGUUUAUGUAAAACUUGUCGCUGAGUUACGAAAUCGGGAUAGCGGGAGAAGAGUUCGAAAAAGGAUGGAGGAUGAUGUUGCCAGUGUAUCAGCAUUCGGAGGACGACGUCAAUCUAUAUCUGGGUCGACAGAUGUCGGAUUUGCGUUGAACAGAUACUUCGAUCAAUUGCCAGAGUCUUCAACGCCUGAGUCACCACAAACGUCACAAGUCAAUCCUCGCAUAUCCGGCGAGACAUUACUCGGUCCGUUCUCUAAUGAGCCGACUACUCUACUAGAAGCAGUCAGGGUCAGAAACAAGGAUUGUGUCUUACGUCUCAUCUCAACCGGUCGCUCUAUGGUCGAGAGAACACAGGAUGGCCAGACUGCAUUACAUUUCUGCGCAAUAUAUAAUGACUCGGAAAUCGCGAGUCUUCUACUCGAUAAUGGCGCUGAUAUCAAUGCACGGGAUAAUCAGCUACGUUCACCACUCAACGUUGCUUUCUCGUCCGAAGCUAUGGAUGUAGCUAACCUUUUACUACAAAGGGGUUGCUCACUUACUGGGACCAUUGAUAUGAUUUUCCCUCUGAUUCAAAGGACAGAUGAAGUACCUGGCUUGGGUACACUACUCAAAACUCUAGCACCGAAAUUCAACAGGUCGGUCAAAGGCCCGUAUCUUGUUCACCAAGCCAUCGAAUCGAACGAUACACAAAGUCUGGGUCUUCUACUUCUAGCUGGAUUUGACCCGAAUGUACGGAACAAAUAUGGACUCCCUCCUCUAUAUCAAGCUAUAAUUUACCAACAAAAAGAAGCUGUUCGGCUGCUCCUGAAUCAUGGUGCUAAACAGGAUGACUAUGUCCCACCAGAAGCACGAGAUAAAUUUGACGAGAAUAUCCGCUUCUAUAAACGAUUAGUGGCUCUACUAGAUACUGGAGGUACACCCUUAGUGGUCGCUGCGAGGGUGGUAAGAGAUGCCGAAAUAACACGAAUUCUACUCGAAGGCGGAGCAGAUCCUAAUUUCAUUUUCCCGUCUAAUAACGGUGUCAUGCUCGGCGGUUUAGGCGAUGAAGAAUAUCUCCAGUGUGCCAAGGCCAUAAUCGAGCACGGUGCCGAUCCCCACGGAGGUCAUGGAGUAUUAGAUCCUUUCUAUUGGGCGAAUGCAUGCACAAAUUUAGAACUGAUCGAGUUCAUGCUUGCUCACGGAGCAGAUGUAAACCACAGAUAUCGCAAAGAGUCGCCAACAGUGCUCUUUUUCAACACCAGAUGGGAGCAGGAAGACAUUGUCGAGUCUCUACUUAGACAUGGGGCCGAUAUUAACGUGAAGAACAACUCUGGAGAGACAGUAUUAGAUAUCGCUCGAUCUCAGGAAAACCUUAGACUCAUUACGAUGCUAGAGGAAGUUAAGGCUAGAGGAAAUGACCAAUGAUAGAAUAUACGUGGCGCAGGAUUAUACCCCGAUGAUUAGAGUCAUAUACCUAGAUACCUACCUAGAAUCUAGAUGUACUUAGGUAUAAAUCACAGAAGUUUGCAGGUCCGCAGGUUCAACGAGCACG